Molecule: messenger RNA, 1332 nt
Organism: Sclerotinia sclerotiorum 1980 UF-70
Lineage: Eukaryota; Fungi; Ascomycota; Leotiomycetes; Helotiales; Sclerotiniaceae
Exons: 4
Coding region: 1-1332 (443 amino acids)
Cellular component (GO): mitochondrion
Molecular function (GO): acyl-CoA dehydrogenase activity; flavin adenine dinucleotide binding
Source: RefSeq, a predicted model, not a curated record
AUGGCCUCAAUCAUUAAAGCUUUAGCACCGGUGGUGAGGCGAGUCGGCACAUCUGCGUCUGCUACAAGACCUGCAAUCAGACUUAGUAGACAGAGCAGAAUAUAUCAACAUGCCCGUCCCCUCUCCGCAACCACUCGCCUUCAUUCAGACCCCAUCGACAUAACUGAGAUUCCUCCUACUCCCAUAUCGCACCUUUCUGAAAUCGAGCUCGCCAUGUCUGAAUCUGUGUCGAAAUUUGCGAAUGAUAUCAUCGCGCCCAAAGUACGGGAUAUGGAUGAGGCUGAGAGCAUGGACCCCGCGGUCGUGGAACAGUUGUUUGAGCAGGGACUUAUGGGAGUUGAGAUACCAGAGGAGUAUGGCGGUGCGGGAAUGAACUUCACCGCGGCGAUUGUGGGGAUUGAGGAAUUAGCCAGGGUCGAUCCUAGUGUGAGUGUUUUAGUGGAUGUGCACAAUACUUUGGUCAAUACUGCGGUCAUCAAAUAUGCGAGUAAGGAGUUGAAGAAUAAGUGGUUGCCAAAAUUGGCUACGAAUACUGUUGGUUCAUUCUGUUUGUCUGAACCAGUAUCUGGAUCUGAUGCUUUCGCCCUUGCCACAAAAGCUACCAAAACAGAUUCGGGAUAUACAAUUUCUGGAAACAAGAUGUGGAUUACCAAUUCCAUGGAAGCAGGGUUUUUCAUUGUAUUUGCAAACAUUGAUCCAAGCAAAGGUUACAAGGGAAUUUCAGCUUUCAUAGUUGAGAAGGGUAUGAAGGGAUUUUCUAUUGCUAAGAAGGAGAAGAAGCUCGGCAUCAAGGCUAGCAGCACGUGUGUUCUAAAUUUUGAUGAUGUGGAAAUCCCCAAAGAGAAUCUUUUGGGAGAAGAGGGUCAAGGUUACAAAUAUGCUAUUGCCCUUCUGAAUGAGGGCCGUAUCGGAAUUGCGGCUCAAAUGACUGGGUUGGCUCUGGGUGCAUUCGAAAAUGCUACUAAAUACGUUUGGAAUGACCGAAAGCAAUUUGGACAGUUAGUAGGAGAUUUCCAGGGCAUGCAACAUCAAAUCGCACAGUCUUAUACAGAAAUCGCCGCAGCUCGUGCUUUAGUCUACAACGCUGCACGCAAGAAGGAGGCAGGUGAGGAUUUUGUUCAGGAUGCUGCUAUGGCUAAGUUAUUCGCCUCUCAAGUCGCUCAAAGAGUUAGUGGAUUGGCUGUUCAAUGGAUGGGUGGUAUGGGAUUUGUUCGUGAAGGAAUUGCAGAGAAGAUGUGGCGAGAUUCGAUGAUCGGAUCUAUUUAUGAGGGAACGAGUAAUAUUCAAUUAACAACGAUAGCAAAGUUGUUGAAGCAACAAUACAAGUCCUAG